Molecule: messenger RNA, 492 nt
Organism: Eremothecium gossypii ATCC 10895
Lineage: Eukaryota; Fungi; Ascomycota; Saccharomycetes; Saccharomycetales; Saccharomycetaceae
Gene: GPI15
Product: phosphatidylinositol N-acetylglucosaminyltransferase GPI15
Exons: 1
Coding region: 1-492 (163 amino acids)
Biological process (GO): GPI anchor biosynthetic process
Cellular component (GO): glycosylphosphatidylinositol-N-acetylglucosaminyltransferase (GPI-GnT) complex
Source: RefSeq, marked provisional
AUGGUUUUGGAUAUCUACAAAGACUCAGCAGGUUUCUACGUCAGAUUUGAUGUAAAGCCUGCUCGAUUCUAUACACAAUGGUUCGUUAGACUUCUGUUUUGGACCGGAUUACAGGCGCUAGGCUACUUCGCGCUUCAACGGCUGCGAGCUAAUAGCUUCCUAUUGCUACAGAAUAUAGCUUUAGGCCUUCUGACGCUCCUCCUGAUACGCGCUCCAACUAUCGAUUCACUUUAUGUCUUCAAAAGCUACGGUAUCCAAUUAUCCACCACACAAGGGUGCCUAUUGCUUCCGGAAUUCUUGAACGAAAGGUUAUUCGAAGUCAAGACGUUCAUUCCUAGUGACGACCUUGUGGCAAUGGUGAUAAAUGAAGGAUUUGAGGGCCUCGCCGUUGUUUUCUAUAUGUGUAUCAUCGCUAAGAGAUCCAGGCAAUUAAAGAUUGUCUUUCCGGUAUGUUCUGUUGUUGAGCAAUACAUGCUAAAUGCAAGUUACUGA